Molecule: messenger RNA, 826 nt
Organism: Trachymyrmex septentrionalis
Lineage: Eukaryota; Metazoa; Arthropoda; Insecta; Hymenoptera; Formicidae
Product: inosine triphosphate pyrophosphatase
Exons: 3
Coding region: 257-826 (189 amino acids)
Biological process (GO): nucleoside triphosphate catabolic process
Cellular component (GO): cytoplasm
Molecular function (GO): nucleoside triphosphate diphosphatase activity
Source: RefSeq, a predicted model, not a curated record
AUGUCAAACUCAUCGAAGCGCUGUAUGCAGAUGAGAGAAAAAACGCCAAUCUUCAUAUUUUGAUAUGAUAUAAAAUAAUCGAAGUGAGGAUGAUGAGCUUUUCACGAUUCAUCCGAGUGAAGUUGGCUAGCUUGAUUGAAAAACCAACGUUGGAUGUAUCGACUACAGUGGUUUUGUUGGUUAGAAGCGACUACAGUGGUUUUGUUGGUUAGAAGCGACUACAGAUUUUAACGUAAAAGUACUUCAAUUAAAAAGAAUGUCGCUACCCAUAGUAUUCGUGACGGGAAACGCGAAAAAGCUGGAAGAAUUCAUCGCUAUUUUGGGAAAAGACUUUUCUCGACGGAUAAUGAGCAAGAAAGUCGAUCUGCCUGAAUAUCAGGGCGAAGUAGACGAUAUAUGUCGAGACAAAUGUCGGGCCGCAGCAAACCUAAUGAAAGGCCCAGUGAUCAUCGAAGAUACAUGUCUCUGCUUCAAUGCACUGAAGGGUCUUCCAGGACCUUACAUUAAAUGGUUCCUCGAAAAACUGGGACCUGAAGGUCUUCAUAGGAUGCUCUAUGGAUUUGAGGACAAAUCGGCGGAGGCAGUCUGCACAUUCGGUUAUUGUUCUGGUGAAGACUCUGAAGUUCAUCUAUUUCAAGGUCGAACUCAAGGCACCAUUGUAAGUCCGCGAGGUUCCAGGGAUUUCGGCUGGGACCCUUGUUUUCAACCGCUAGGCUACGACAAGACUUACGCGGAAUUGCCGAAAGAAGAGAAGAACAAGAUUUCUCACCGUAGCAGGGCAAUAGAAAAAUUAAAAGAUUAUUUGUUAAGCAAUGAGAAUAUUUAA